This is a messenger RNA of Blastomyces dermatitidis ER-3, 363 nucleotides long. RefSeq lists its product as uncharacterized. The transcript has 3 exons. NCBI's taxonomy places the organism in Eukaryota, Fungi, Ascomycota, Eurotiomycetes, Onygenales, Ajellomycetaceae. The record is from RefSeq and is a predicted model, not a curated record. Bases 1 to 363 code for a protein of 120 amino acids.
AUGGCUGCGGGCUAUGAUGCAGAGAUCCACUUGUUAAAGGACAUUGGAGAAGAAAAAGAUCUGAGGGAGCGCUGCAACGCCUUUCGUCAGGGGCGCAGGGGACAAGGUUAUCGGAGGAUGCAUGCUCAGUACGGUGACUUCGCUGUCUAUUUCAUCCUCGCAAGGGAUUCUUCCAAGGCGGAAAACUCUUUCGAUACCAGAACGUCUGCUGCCGAUGGCCUUUCGGCAAGGUUGACAACCAACAUGAGACGAAGAACAUCCCUUAUCUCUGCCAUUGUAUCCAACAAUCGUAACUCGUCCGCCAAGUAUGAUGGCUGUGGCGGGUCUGGUGGGGGUCAUCGAUCCAUUGCUUGGCCACUAUGA